CCACUCUUCUGUCUCUACCUCUAGCUCCAGACCACCUUGACAUACAUAUACAGUGGGCAUCCGCCAGCGAUCGACCACCGCGCUGUACGCAACAUGGCGGACUUUCCUUCGACUCAAGAGGCAGGAGUCAUCCUGCAAGAUGACUUGAUGAGAGACAGAGCGAGACAAUUUGUGGAAUUUCUCGACGAUGACACGCAGGCCAACUACAAUUAUAGGGAUGGGUUAAAGAAGAUGUUGGACAAUGAGCAAAACAGGCUCAUCGUCAAUAUAGAUGAUAUCAGAGACUACAACAGGGGUAUCGCCGAUGGGCUCCUCCUCCAACCGACUUCUUUUCUCCCUGCCUUCGAUGCGGCUUUGCUGCAGCUCGUUCAGAGUUUGCACGAUCCCAUCAAGCACAAAAUCGCAGGCAUCGACUAUCAUAUCGGACUCCGAGGAUCGUUCGGUCAGAAUCAUGUGAACCCUCGGACAUUACGAAGUAGUCAAAUUGGGAAAAUGAUCAGUCUCGAAGGAAUCGUCACUCGCUGUUCCCUAGUCAGACCAAAGAUGCUCAAAUCUGUUCAUUACGCGCCAGCGACCCAAAAAUUCCACAGUCGGACUUACCACGACGCCACAAUGGUCGCUCCUUCGACUUCUCUGACUGGGAACACUACCGUCGUUCCUAAAGAUGAUGGUGAAGGUCACCCGCUCCUGAUGGAAUAUGGUCUUUCAACCUUUCGCGAUCACCAAUCUAUCAGCAUACAAGAGAUGCCAGAACGAGCGCCAGCAGGACAGCUCCCUCGAGGUGUUGAAGUCGUCCUUGCGGAUGACCUGGUGGACAGCUGUAAACCUGGAGAUCGAAUUCAACUCGUUGGAGUCUACAAGAGUUCAGGUGGUGGUGGAUCGACACGUGGAUUCAUCACCCAGAUCAUCGCCAUCAACGUCAUCCUCCUCUCUUCCAAACAAGGUGGAGGCAUCGCCCAGACUCCAUUGACAGAUACGGAUAUUCGAAACAUCAAUAAAUUGUCAAAACGACGCAAUGUCUUCAAUUUGCUGUCUCAAUCCCUUGCGCCGUCUAUAUAUGGAUCAGAUUAUGUCAAGCAGGCAGUCUUGUUGAUGCUUUUGGGGGGAGAGGAGAAGAAUUUGAAGAAUGGAACACAUAUCAGAGGAGAUAUCAAUUGUCUGAUGGUCGGAGAUCCGAGUACUGCAAAGAGUCAGCUGUUGAGAUUCGUCCUCAACAUUGCUCCUUUGGCUAUUGCCACGACGGGACGAGGAUCAUCUGGAGUUGGUCUCACUGCCGCUAUCACACAAGACAAGGACACGGGAGAGAGGAGACUCGAGGCUGGAGCAAUGGUCCUCGCGGACCGUGGAGUGGUGUGCAUUGAUGAAUUCGACAAGAUGAGCGAGGUCGACCGAGUUGCCAUCCACGAAGUCAUGGAACAGCAAACUGUCACCAUUGCCAAAGCUGGAAUUCACACGACAUUGAACGCCAGAUGCAGUGUAUUUGCGGCUGCGAACCCGGUCUAUGGUCAAUACGAUGUUCACAAGGAUCCCCACAAGAACAUUGCCUUGCCGGACUCUUUGUUGUCUCGUUUCGAUCUGCUCUUUGUCAUUACAGAUGAUGUCUCGGAGCAACGAGAUCGGCAAAUCUCAGAACACGUACUGCGAAUGCAUCGCUAUCUCCAACCUGGAGUGGAAGAGGGUGCUCCUGCCAUUGAAAAUCUCGUUCAAAAUCUCGAUGUCGGUGGUGAUGAGAUUGAAUCACGAACGACCGAGACACCGGUGUACGAGAAAUUCAAUCCUCUCUUACACGGCGGUGUUUCUACGACAUCUGGACGAGGAGCCAACAAGCGGAAAGAGGUGCUCAGCAUAGCAUUUAUCAAAAAAUACAUCCAAUACGCCAAGAGUAGAUGUCAUCCGGUUCUGACGCAAGGAGCCUCAGAUUGGAUCGUAGGGGUUUACUCUGCCUUGAGGAACGAUGAUCUCGCUGGGAACCAAAAGAGGACAUCGCCUCUCACCGCUCGUACACUUGAGACCCUCAUUCGAUUGUCAACUGCCCACGCCAAAGCUCGCCUCAGCCCUCACGUGGAGGAGCGCGAUGCUAUGGCUGCGGAAGAGAUCCUCCGGUUUGCCCUUUUCAAAGAGGUGCUCAAAGCACAGCGAAAGAAGAAGAGGAGGUUAAACAAUGGUCAAGUGGUCGACAUGGCCUCAGAUGAGGAUGAGGAUGAGGAUCAGGAGGAAGACGAUGCGGAGGAUGUGGCUGAGGAGCUAGAGGGAGUGACCAUCAGUCAACGGGACAAAGCGCGAGAAAAGGCUCGAGAGAUUGAAGGCAGUGCUGGACCAAGUCAACCUCGACAGAGAGAUCCACAGGAAGAGGACCAAGAUGAUAUUGAUAUGGAUGGUGCAGAGGCUUUGGCCUUGUUGGAGGAGGAAGAAGGCGCAGAGAUUUCGGCUGAACGACUCGACUUGUUCAGAUCACGCCUUGAUCACGUCUUCAACUCUCAACUCGGGGCUGAGGGUAUGAUGGACCUAUCUGACCUGUUACCGCUCGUCAAUGAGGGAAUGGAGACACAAGAUCUAUUUGGAAGUCGCGAGGCUCGUCAAGCAGCGGAGAAGAUGAACGAGAGGAACGAGAUCAUGUUUACAGAGGGGACCGUGUAUCGAGUGUAGUCUGAUAUGCCUGUGUUUUAAUUUUCGGUACUACGUGCAUUGCUUUGGCUC
Kockovaella imperatae is the source of this 2697-nucleotide messenger RNA. RefSeq names its product MCM2/3/5 family-domain-containing protein. Gene Ontology annotation, molecular function: ATP binding; ATP hydrolysis activity; single-stranded DNA binding. Gene Ontology annotation, cellular component: nucleus; MCM complex. Lineage: Eukaryota; Fungi; Basidiomycota; Tremellomycetes; Tremellales; Cuniculitremaceae. Bases 94 to 2646 code for a protein of 850 amino acids. The record is from RefSeq and is a predicted model, not a curated record. Gene Ontology annotation, biological process: mitotic DNA replication initiation; DNA strand elongation involved in DNA replication; DNA replication. The transcript has 9 exons.